This is a messenger RNA of Paramecium primaurelia, 2697 nucleotides long. NCBI's taxonomy places the organism in Eukaryota, Ciliophora, Oligohymenophorea, Peniculida, Parameciidae. The record is from the annotation of a GenBank genome assembly.
AUGCAUCCUCGUUGCUUUGCAGGAAUAUGUAUAUAAGGUUUAAUUGAUGAUGAAGAAGAAGGAUAAUGUAAUGAUCCAUAAUGCCAAUUAUUUCAUUUAACUGAAGAAUAACGAAAUAAUGCAAGUUAAAUAAAUGGGUUUUAUAGAUAGAACAUCUGUAAUAUUCAAAAUUGUAAAAUCACUAAUUGUAGAUAUUUACAUCCUGGUUGGGCUAAAGAUUAUUGUGUAUAAUUUUUUUAAACUAGAUGUAAAAAUAAAUGUAAUAAUCAUUUGAAAUGGAAUGCUAUUAAGACUUAAGUUUAUGAGAAAUAUGAUAUUUAAGGUUUAAAUCCAGAAAUGUUAUGUAUAAAAUUAGAUUGUAAAUGUUAAAAACAUUUACCAAAUAUUGAAGAUUUCUGCAUAGAUUAUUUCAAAGGUAUUUGUCCUUAGAUUGAAUGCUCUAAAAAACAUGUAUUUUGGGAAGAACUUAAAUCUAAUAGAAAAUUGUAAUUUGAAGAACCUAAAUUAAAGCCAUGUUCUUAAUAAAAUCUUUAGAAUCAAUCAUAAUUAAAUGAGAAUAAUACUUUUAUUUAAGUUAUGAUUGAUGAAUAAGAAUUAAAAAGAAUGCAUAAAGUAUUAUAAUAAUAAAAUAUUAUUGAUAUUAUAUUUAUAAUGGAUUGUACAAAGACAAUGGAUCGUUGGAUAUAAUAAUGUCAUUUACAAAUGGAUAAUAUAAUACAAAAUUUUAGAAAUAAAAAUAAAUAAUAUAUUACUCGUGUAGGAUUUGUUGGAUAUCGUGAUAUUAUUAUUAAAAAAUAGUAAAGUAUGAUAAAACUUGAUAGAAAAAGUUUAUUAUCUUAAAAUGAUAAUAUUGAAUAAAUGGAUUUUUAGAUACUUGAUAAAAAUCAUGUUGUUUUUCAUGAUUUAACUGAUAAAAUUGAAUUAAUUAAGGAAUUUGUAAAAUAAUAAAAAGCAUUUGGUGGUGGAGAUGAAGCUGAAGAUAUUGUAGCUGGAAUAGAAAGAGCAUCAUAAUUAAAUAUUUCAAAACAUUAAGAUAGUGUAUUAAUAACAUUUUUAUUUGCUGAUUCUCCUUGUCAUGGUAAAUAAUAUCAUGAUAUUGAUGAUGAUGAUUUUAUGGAUAAGGUUCCUCCUAAUACUUUAGAAAAUUUAAUGAAAAGAUAUAGAAAAAUUAAAAAUAAUAAUUUUUUCUUUUGUUCCAGAAUAUCUGCAAAGACUGAUAAAAUGUUUAAAAUAAUGAAAUCUGUAUUUCCAGAAGUUUCAAUUACUGAUCAUUUAACACCAGAAGAUUUUCCAAAUUUAGUUAAAUUUUCAUUAGAUUAAAGUUUUUCAAAAAUAAGCAAGAGUCAAUUAAAUAAACCAUUAGAGAUUAAAGCAUAAUCUAUUAAAUCUAAGUAUAUUGAUUAUAAUUGUAUAACUCUUGAAGAUAGAAAAAAAUAUUGGAAAGAUUUUACCAAGAUUUGUUAAUCUUAAGACAGAAUUAAUAAUACAACUUUAAAAAUUAAUUAAAAUCCAGAAAAAUUAUUAGAAAAUGAAGAUGGAGUUAAUUCAUAUAUAUUUAAAGUAUUUGAUGUUAUGAACAAUCAAAAUUUAGUAAUCAAAAUACCUAAAAAGAUAGUAGAAGAAUAUAAAUAAAAAGAAUAAAAUUUGCAGAAAGAAAAUUCAAAUGAACGAGUAAAAUUAUCAGAAGAAACUAUAAUAGAAGCUUAAAAGUUUUCAUAAUAAAGAUUUACAUCAUAAACUGUAGCAAAGUAAUUAGCCUAAAUUUAUAGAGAAAAAGUUAAAAAUUUGAAUGGAGCACCACCUAUUUUUUAUGUAUCACCCAUGUUAUAUACACUUUCUGAACCUUUUUAUGGUUUGAAUCAUAUUUAUGCAGAAUCAUUCAUUAAUUUACCUAAUAUUUAAUGGAAAAAAUAUUCAAAUAAUGCAUAAUAUACUAAUCCUGAUUUUUAUUACUAUUCUUCCUUUAGCCAUUUUACUUAUGAAGAAACAGGUAAUUAAUUUCUGAUUACAGAUUUAUAAGGUAAAUUAAAUAUAUUUAGUGAUCCAUCAAUUUAGAGUGCUGACAGUUAUAAUAAACAUUUAAAUAAUGAUAUAACAAAUUUCAAUCAACAAGGUAUUGCAAAUUUUUUUUUUAAUGCUCAUUAAAAAUGUAGUUUUAUAUGCUAAGAAUUAAAUUUAACAAACCCACUUAACAUAGCUGAAUAAGUUAAUUAAAAUGAAUUAGAUUCAACAUAAUGGGAUUUCAAUGAUUCAUAAGAAUUAUCAAUUAUAUGUGAGACAUGUGAUGAAUAUUAACAAAUUAAAUAGAUUGAUUAUUUAAAUGAUUUACAUAAAAAAUGUUCAUAAUGUAAAGAACUUGAAAAUGUUAUGCAUUAAGUACAAUGUAGUUGUUGUAAAGAAUAUUUUAGAACUCCUUAGAAUUAAUAAAUUCGAGUAGGAACAAUGAUAGGAAAAUGUGAAAAUUGUAAAGUAAACUGCAGAUAAACAAACCUAAUUUGUUUGUAUUGUAAAAUGAAUUGCAAAUUAAAGGUUUCAUCUGAGACUAUUGAAGGCAAAUAGAUUUAUUUAUGUAAGGAAGGAAAGAAAUAUUUAUCUUCAUUAAAAUGCAUGACAUGUAAUUCUUAGUAUUCUUUUGACAAAAUUCUAGAUCCUAGAUAUUAUGAAAUAGGUUUUUAUAGAUGUAAAAAAUGUGAUUGA